Molecule: messenger RNA, 1029 nt
Organism: Drosophila navojoa
Lineage: Eukaryota; Metazoa; Arthropoda; Insecta; Diptera; Drosophilidae
Gene: speck
Product: GNAT family N-acetyltransferase speck
Molecular function (GO): N-acetyltransferase activity
Source: RefSeq, a predicted model, not a curated record
GUUUCAGUAUCAAAUGCGUUGCCCUCGUGGUUAAAGCGCGCUAACGGUCAACUGCUUUAAAACAAAAUUCAAAGCAAAAUAAUAAAGAGAAACGCACACACUUUAUAUCGCACAGGGCGCACAAAUUUGAAAGAAACACGACACAACCAAACAUAAACGUAAAUCAAACACGAAGUGCCAAGUUCCUCAACUACUAACUGCUCGAGUUGACUUCAAGGAAGCAGCCGACCCGAUUUAUUAGCCAACGCCUGAACGAUUUAUAUCCGAUCACCCGCUUGACACAGAAAUUGGACGUGCUUAAUAUGUCGUCGUCGUCGCCAAAAAUUGAUAAGGACUGCCCCUAUACUAUAGAGCUGGUCCAGCCAGAAGACACAGAGGCAGUUCUAGCCAUGCUAAAGACUUUUUUCUUUAAGGAUGAGCCACUAAAUACAUAUCUAGACCUCGGCGAGUGCAAAGAGCUAGAAGAGUACUCAGUGAAGCCUAUCAAGGACAAUUGCUCAUAUAAGGCAGUCAACAAUAAGGGCGAAAUUAUCGGUGUCUAUAUCAAUGGUCUAAUGAAGAGACCUUCCCCAACAGAUACUGUUGAGAAGUCAACCUGCCUACAUCCGAAAUUCCAAAAAAUACUCAAUCUAAUGGAUCACAUAGAGGAAAACUUUAACAUCUUUGAUCUGUAUCCGAAUGAGGAUGUUAUCCUGGAUGGCAAAAUUCUCUCUGUGGAUAGCAACUACCGGGGUCUGGGCAUUGCGGGCCGCCUCACCGAACGCGCCUAUGAGUAUAUGCGUCUCAAUAACAUAUCCGUUUAUCAUGUGAUGUGCUCCAGUCACUAUUCGGCCCGCGUCAUGGAGAAACUGGGCUUCCAUGAGGUCUACAAACUAAACUAUGCCGACUACAAGGUAGACGGUGUAACCGUCUUUCAGCCAGCCCUUCCACAUGUGGCUGCACGGAUACUGGUCAAGGAGGUGGACAAGAGCAAGUCGACAUUGUAAUUAGCUUGAACUAGUUGCGAGAGCAAUUUUUUGCAUUUUUAAU